Cyprinodon variegatus (sheepshead minnow) is the source of this 1086-nucleotide messenger RNA. Its product is annotated as vomeronasal type-2 receptor 26-like. Gene Ontology annotation, cellular component: membrane. The record is from RefSeq and is a predicted model, not a curated record. The transcript has 3 exons. Gene Ontology annotation, molecular function: G protein-coupled receptor activity. Gene Ontology annotation, biological process: G protein-coupled receptor signaling pathway. NCBI's taxonomy places the organism in Eukaryota, Metazoa, Chordata, Actinopteri, Cyprinodontiformes, Cyprinodontidae. The coding region runs from base 1 to 1086 and encodes 361 amino acids.
AUGGAGCGAUUGGCGUUUCUAUCCCUAAAGCACAUGCUUCUUUUGCAGGUGCCUGUGUCAGUUUGCAGUGAGAAGUGUCCUCCAGGAACACGCAAAGUUCUGCAGAAAGGAAAGCCUGUUUGCUGCCAUGAUUGUAUAAGAUGUGCUGAUGGCGAAAUUAGCAACAUUACAGAUGCUGUCACCUGUGUGAAAUGCCCCCCUGAACUUUGGCCAAACAAGAGAAGAGAUGCCUGUUUAAAGAAGGAAGCAGUUUUUUUAUCAUAUGAUGAAAUUAUGGGAAUACUCCUCACUACCGCAGCUUUAUUUGGAACAUGUAUAACAGCUAUUGUGAUUUUAAUUUUUUUCAGAUACAGAAAAACUCCUCUCGUCAGAGCAAACAACUCUGAGCUGAGCUUUCUCCUUCUUUUGUCCUUGACCCUGUGCUUCCUUUGCUCUUUAACAUUUAUUGGGCAGCCUUCUAAGUGGUCCUGCAUGCUGCGUCACACAGCGUUCGGCAUCAUCUUUGUGCUCUGUCUCUCUUGUGUUCUGGGGAAAACAAUGGUAGUUUUAAUGGCAUUUAAAGCUACACUUCCUGGUCAAAAUAUGAUAAAAUGGUUUGGGCCUGCACAGCAGAGAUUAAGUGUUCUGGGUUUCACUCUUGUACAAGUUAUCAUUUGCAUCCUUUGGUUAGCGAAUUCUCCCCCUUUUCCACACAAAAACCUUGGAGAAUUUAAAGACAAAAUUAUCCUAGAAUGUGCUCUGGGCUCAGCUGUAGGUUUUUGGUCAGUGCUAGGGUACAUUGGACUUCUUGCUUUGUUGUGUUUUAUCUUUGCAUUUUUAGCCCGGAAGCUGCCUGAUAAUUUUAACGAAGCCAAAUUUAUCACCUUCAGCAUGCUGAUAUUCUGUGCCGUAUGGAUAACUUUUAUUCCGGCGUAUGUCAGUUCACCUGGAAAUUUAAACGUAGCUGUAGAAAUCUUUGCUAUCCUUGCUUCUACUUUUGGCCUGUUAAUUUGCAUUUUUAUUCCAAAAUGUUAUAUUAUGUUACUGAAACCACAGCAAAAUACAAAAAAGCACAUAAUGGGGAAAGUGCCACCUAAGUCCCUCUAA